CUCCGUAAUGACUGCCAGGAACAAAUUCUCCUUCCCACUGAUAAUCCUCCUGAAAAAUUUAAAGGCCUCCCUUGCGUUGCAUUUUCCUCUGAAGAAGUCCAAGCAAUGGCACAAAGGUUCUCUCGUGCUCUUGUAGGAACCUUCUUUUAUGGUAGACCAAGCCUUCAAUUUAUCCGCCAGUUUCUGGAAAAAAUUGGUUUUAAUGAGUUCUCAGUGGUACUCAUGGACAACACGCACAUCCUCAUCAAUUUCUCCAGCGACAAUGACUUCCAUCGUUGUUUCAAAAGACAAGACUGGAAGGUUGGGAACUACCACAUGCGCAUAUCAAAAUGGACUCCAGACUUUGAUCCAAGGUAUGAAUCACCUAUCCUUCCUAUAUGGAUUUCCAUCAAAGACCUCCCUAUCCACCUUCACUCCAAAUCCUCCCUGAUGAGGAUUGGUAAUCUGUUUGGCAAAGCUCUUAAAAUAGAUGCUACAACAGAGAACUUUGGUCGCCCUUCCACUGCUAGGGUGUGUGUGGAGGUUGAUAUUUCAAAGCCCCCUAUCACCAAGUUCUAUGUCAAAAAUGGCCCCAACCCCCUACUCCUCAUAGCUAUCUUUGAAGAACUUCCAGAAUACUGUGGAGAAUGCAAGGGAGUUGGGAGGCACAACUCCCAAUGCAAGUUCUUCAAACCCCAAACUGAAAACUUGAAAACUCAGGCCAACCAGUCCACUGAUGGCCGGAAAAUACCCCUGGAAACCUCCAUGCAGCAAAAAUACAAGCCCAUCUCCACUCAGUCAGGCAAACAAACACUCCAAGCCAAAAAACCAUCCCUACCCAAGUAUAAUUCAGGAGGGACCCAAAACCCUCUGCCAAACAAUCAUCCCACCCCACCACUUAAUCCCACAACCAGCAAUAAUAACACUUCCAUUUUAAUCCACGACAGUAACACCUCUGCCUCCAUCCCUUCUACCUCAAAACCCAUUUCAACCCAACCCAAUAAUUCCCUAUCUCCACAGCCCAAAACCUCCCUCACUGAAACACCCAGCCCAAUAACCCUCACCCCAAAUAAUAGCCAACCCACUUCAAAACAAUCCACCCCACCCACUGAAAUACCUACGCCCAGCCCAAUAACCCUCAACAACCAACCCACCUCAAAUAAUAACCAACCCAUCUCAGGCCUAAACAUCCUAACACCCAUGCCUCUUCUAAAACCUCAACCCUCAACAACUCAACCACCCCCAGAAAACUUCUUGGAGGAAGCUGACUGGGAAAUCCUGGUUCACAAUGAUAUUCUUGCCAAAUGCUUGGUGAGUUGGGAAGAAAAUCAGCAACUCAAACCUACAGCAAAUCAACCCCCUACUCCCCCCCACACCUCUUUUGAUGACCUGCAUUUACACACAGAAAAUUUAUCUUUAAAUCCCAUUUACCUCUCAGAUACAGAACCUCCACAGAAACAUGAUCCCCUGAAAAAUCUCCCCUCUGCUGAGCUCCACCUUCACCCCUCCACUACUGAUUCCUCAGUCAGUAAACAACAAGAAACACCUGAAAACAAAGACUAUCAGGUUAGGACAGAUGAGGACAUCCAUGAACAACCAUUCACAAUAGUAAGGCUGGCCAUCCUUAUUGCCACACACAAAAUCUCUUUCCUUGCCAUCAUGGAACCCAAAACCACUGCUAAGAAACUCACUCAUUUCCAACUAACCUUGGGCUUCAGUCACUCUAGGUCUUUUCUGGAAAACAGAGUCUGGGUCAUGUGGAAAGAUGAUAACCUAAUCUAUCAACAUCAUCAGGAGAUGGAUCAGGCUAUCAACAUAUAUUUCACUACCCAUAACAGCCCCAUCACCAUCACUACUGUUUAUGGGAAAUACUCAGUUACAGACAGACAAAGGCUAUGGCAUGACAUCACUUCUACAAGCCUUAGCAUGCAGAACCCUUGGGUGAUUGGGGGAGACUUCAACUGCAUCUCCUCAGUGGACCAUCACAAAGGCAUUAACAACCCUUGCCUUAGGAGCAUCCAUGACUUUGACAAAUGUAUCAUGGAUGCCUCUCUAAUAUCACCCAUUGCCACUGGCUCUACCUUUACUUGGACAGGUGUAAGGUCCCUAGGUAGAAUUUGGAGAAGGAUUGAUAGGGUUUUUCACAACAACCAUACUCUUAAUUCUUUCCAGGACAUCACCUGCAACCACCUGCCCAGGAAUACUUCUGACCAUAACCCACUUUUAAUCAAGCUCAGCAACCUCCAUUUUACUGGCCCCAAACCCUUCAGAUAUAUCAAUUGUUGGAGCACUCACAACAGCUUCAUGUCUACUGUCAGCAAUAACUGGGGCCCCUAUGUAGGUGGAGGGAUGAGAGGACUGGGUUACAAACUGAAAAACCUAGGACACAUCCUCCACUCAUGGAACAAGAACACUUUUGGUAACAUAUUCAACAGGGUCAGUUUUUUGGAAGGAGAACUGAAUGUAAUUGAAGAACAAUUUGACACUGACCCAACCCCAGAAAUGAGAUCUCUCAUGCAGGAAACAAAGGCUAAACUUAUUGCUGCUAGCCAACAAGAGUACUCCUACUGGAAACAAAAAGCAAAUAUCAAAUGGACAAAAGAAGGAGAUGCUAACACAGCCUUUUUUCACUCCACUGUCAAAAUAAGAAGAAGCCAGCAAAAGAUAAAUAGUCUCAAGACUAAAGAGGGAAAAUGGCUUCAUAACCAGGAUGAGAUCCAUGAAGAAAUCCUCAACUACUACAACACCCUUUUCAUGUAUAAAGAAUCCCACAAUGACAGAUUCACUGCAAAUAUUCCUAACCUUAUCACUCAGAUGGACAACAACAGCCUCACCUCCCUUCCAGAUGAAAAUGAAGUAAAAGAAGCUGUUUGGUCACUAUCAGCAGACAGUGCUGCUGGACCUGAUGGGUUUAAUGACAACAAGAAGUACCACUGGUCCUCUUGGGAGAAGCUAUGCCUUCCUAAGGAUGAGGGUGGGUUGGGAAUCACUGAUCUCAACACUCUGCAACUAGCCUAUGGUUUCAAAAUGUGGUGGACAUAUACUCAGAACAACUCCCUUUGGGCAAACUUCAUGAGGGCUAGAUACCCUAGGGGACUCUCCAUAGCCCCAAAAAUCAUUGACUCAGUCUACUGGAAAAGGCUUUAUGAGGUCAAUAGUAUGGCAGAUAACCACUUGAGCAUUGACACCCAGGGCAGAAUUCUAUGGAAUACCAACCAUGGAAUCCUAACCUACUUGACAAAUUGGUGGAAACAAGGUGCACUGCAAAAGCACAACAAAGCACUCCUCAAUAUCAUUCCAGGAAUCAUAACCCAUGAGAUAUGGAAAGAAAGAAACAGGAGGAUCUACGAGGAAGAAGAACACACCUUGACACAAACAAUUACAAUCAUCACAAAACAGAUCUACGAAUGGAUUUUCAUCCACCAUAAAGGAAAAACAACGCCGGAUAUCAGAAUUUAUGACAGUUUACCUCCAAUUAGAAUGGGCGCAAUCACUGUACAUCGAUGGGUAUUCCCAGCCACUGGAGUAACACUUACAACAGACGCGGCAAUCAGGGAGGGAAGAUCAGCUGGAGCCAGCAUCCUGCGCACAAGGCACGACCAAUUUCUCAUUGCUUGGACCUAUCCUCUACAACCAAACCUCCCACCAGCUGAGACAGAAAUGGAGGCAGCAUUCGAAGGAGUUGGACAGCGCUGUAGGGAAGCCUACAUCGCUGUUCCAGAAGUUUCUGGAAAUCCAACCUUGGCCAACAGCGAUGUCUAAUGUCCAACAUGGCUGUUGGAAGACUUAACACCAAACCAUGUUUUUAGCUACCCAGAGAUGGUCACAGGGUUGAUUGGUGAACCACACCACUCGAGUUCGAUCCUCAGAAGGAACAACUUUGGGGGAAUUUUAAGGGAGUUAAGCGUGCUGGCCAUGGAGUAGCAGAAAUGAUGGGUGACCCCCUGGGAAGUGUUUGCAGAUUUAUGGGGUUGGGCUUUAGAUUGUGCUUCUUAUAGUGGGCUAUCUGCCUCGGGUGUUUAACGGCCCCCGGGGCGGUCACGAGGUUAACGGGCCUCGGGCCCCCUGCUUGUAACCGACCGUUCCAAUAAUAUUAAUAAAAAAAAAAUUUUAAAAAAUUACGCAUUUAGCACUACUUAUUCUUUUAAACAAAUCUAGCACUUUUUU
This is a messenger RNA of Cuscuta campestris, 4146 nucleotides long. The record is from the annotation of a GenBank genome assembly. NCBI's taxonomy places the organism in Eukaryota, Viridiplantae, Streptophyta, Magnoliopsida, Solanales, Convolvulaceae.